AUGGUGAAGACCGAGGCAUCCUUACCGUCUCCUCCAUCCGAGUCAGCUUCGGCAGUCCCUCUCGAUUCCUCAAUCCGCACUUCUCCCAUCCACCCAGACCUCACGGAGAUCCAAGUCCCAGAGGAGCCAUUACCAGCCUACCGCUACCACCCGGUCACAUGUCAGCCGAUUGAAGAACAGGAUUUUCAAGCUGAGCUCGAGAAGCUGCGCCAAGAAUUCCCUACAAAAGAAACUGCUCUGAGGGCCCAGGAGCAGGCUGCCAAAGAAGUGAAAAGGACCCUGGAGGAGGCCGAUAAGAGGAAAGGGGAUAUUCAAAGGGCCAUGGAUAAGAAGACCAAGGAACGCGACACAGAAAUGAAGGUCUUGUCCAAGUACCAGGAAGUCAAGGCGUCAGAUAUUCCGGCCUGA
Messenger RNA from Penicillium atrosanguineum, 408 nucleotides. RefSeq lists its product as uncharacterized. The record is from RefSeq and is a predicted model, not a curated record. NCBI's taxonomy places the organism in Eukaryota, Fungi, Ascomycota, Eurotiomycetes, Eurotiales, Aspergillaceae. The transcript has a single exon. Bases 1 to 408 code for a protein of 135 amino acids.